UUGGGGUUUCCCUUCUUUUAAGGAAAGAUAACAAUAGAGGGGAGAAGAGAGGGAAAAAGAAGGAAAGAGAGGGUCUGAAAACUGUGAAGAAUUGAUGGAGGAACAUCUCAGCCCGUUAGCUGUUACUCAUCUCCUUCAACACACACUAAGAAGCUUGUGCAUUCAUGAGAACUCUCAGUGGGUUUAUGCGGUCUUCUGGAGGAUCUUACCUAGAAAUUAUCCACCACCCAAAUGGGAUGGUCAAGCAGCUUAUGACAGGUCAAGAGGAAACAGGAGAAACUGGAUAUUAGUUUGGGAAGAUGGUUUCUGCAACUUUGCUGCCUCAGCAGCUGAAAUCAACUCCGGAGACUGUACGGGGUCCUCAGUCUAUGGCAGUUGUGAGUUUCAACACUAUCAAGGACUGCAACCAGAGCUUUUCUUCAAGAUGUCCCACGAAAUCUACAACUAUGGAGAAGGUUUGAUAGGAAAAGUGGCUGCAGAUCAUAGUCACAAGUGGAUAUACAAAGAACCAAAUGACCAGGAAAUCAACUUCUUGUCAGCAUGGCAUAACUCGGCAGACUCACAUCCUAGGACAUGGGAGGCACAGUUCCAGGCCGGUAUAAAGACCAUAGCCUUGAUUGCGGUUAGAGAAGGUGUUGUCCAAUUAGGAGCUGUUAACAAGGUAAUUGAAGACCUGAGUUAUGUAGUUCUACUAAGAAAGAAAUUCAGCUACAUAGAAAGCAUUCCCGGAGUACUCUUGCCCCACCCAUCAUCAUCUGCUUACCCUUUUAAAGUAGAUGGGUAUGGCACGCCAGAAGCAUGGCACUUCCCAGCGACAAUUGCACCACCAACUGAAUUCUAUGACCACUUCAAUCAGCCAAUGAAGAUAACCCCCUCCAUGAGCAGCCUUGAGGCCCUUCUCUCCAAGCUCCCAUCAGUCGUACCGCCGCAAUCUUCCGGGUACUGCGAAUCACAGCCACUGUCAGAGUCACAGUUCUUAUCAUCACAAAGGCCUGUAGAAUACAUUGGGAUGGAGAAAGUGGCCAAAGAAGAAAUCGAUGAAGAGUGUAGGCCUGAACAGGAUAUGGGUGAAAGUAGCAGCUCCAUUUCUGCUUACCGUCGUCAACAGCAUUUUCAUCAUCACCAAGAUCUGAAUGUAACAAGCGGCAGGCCCAACAGUGGAUUUUGAUGUAUGAGAGAUAUAUCACAUAUAGCCUAGUCCUACAAUUAGAUUGUGCAGGGAUCAGCGCAUUGAUUUCUCUAACGUUUCAGUUAGCCAGCUUUUUUGCUUUCUGUCUCAUUGGGUGUUUCUACUAAGUUAAGCUUUAAGUUAGCAGCUUUGUUAGAUAGAUGAUGCAGCUGGCUUUAGCCCUAGAUUCCUAGUAAGUAUAUAAUAUCAUUGAUCUAUAACCUUGCAGCCAUUCAUAUAUAUGAACCUCCAUGUUACAUGAUUGUUAAGUGGA
Messenger RNA from Theobroma umbraticum, 1442 nucleotides. RefSeq names its product Serine/threonine-protein kinase WNK (With No Lysine)-like protein. The record is from RefSeq and is a predicted model, not a curated record. NCBI's taxonomy places the organism in Eukaryota, Viridiplantae, Streptophyta, Magnoliopsida, Malvales, Malvaceae.